AUGACACACGCUCACGGGCACAAACACAUCCUUUACGACCUGAUCUGUGCUGAACAUCUUGCUUUGCCCCUAAGACUCGUGCGCCUUGUCCUGAAGCUGCAUGAUCUUCGUGAAGAAGGUCACGCAGCUUCAGGACGGCGCUCGCUCAGAACGAAGACUCUCUGCCCGUGCCACACACACAAUGCUCACGCCGUCGAUGGCACCGCCCAUGGUUCCGUUCCGCCUACAGAACGGACGGAUCUCGGCAAAGCUUUGGUUCUGGAUGUGACCGAGAGGGUCAUUGUGCUUCGCGGGUAUCUAACAGGUGGCCAGUCUUGCUUCAUCAUCAAACCGAAACACGAGGGUUGCAAGGGUGCUGGAAGCCUUCUACAGAGCGAAUCCGCCACUAUGCCACGAAUGCUUUGCCGAUUCCCAGGACAUUCUUGGAUCCAUUUUGCACGCAGUCUCGCAGAGAGUUGGGAUUUCCAACAGCAAGUGCUUAGAGAGGUCCAAUUCAGCAUGAUCAGCGUCCUGCGAGACCGCAUUGAUGCGCUGAGUCAAGGCAAGGACACAUUGAACAUGAUGUUGAUCUCCCAACAUGCUCCUGUUUGGCUGUAA
Messenger RNA from Symbiodinium natans, 597 nucleotides. NCBI's taxonomy places the organism in Eukaryota, Dinophyceae, Suessiales, Symbiodiniaceae. The record is from the annotation of a GenBank genome assembly.